Molecule: messenger RNA, 2615 nt
Organism: Chaetomium strumarium
Lineage: Eukaryota; Fungi; Ascomycota; Sordariomycetes; Sordariales; Chaetomiaceae
Exons: 2
Coding region: 371-2530 (719 amino acids)
Source: RefSeq, a predicted model, not a curated record
CGGUCGCAUACAUUUCGCACCGGGCCAUAUCACAAUGGAGAUUGGCACAUGCUGGUCUGCACCGCCCGUCCGUUUCAUCAGAGAUGCAGCCACCACGCAGGUGGGAGCCGCCGUUUUCAGAAUUCCGCGUCUGACAAACAAAGAAACGCGCUUAGCUUCGACAGGACAAAGCACAAUACGGAUUGCUGCAGACGCCUGUUGGACUGUUCUUUGUCUUAUUCCCUUCCCUUCGUGGAAGGCAAGGGCAGAUAAGGGUAUAUGAUGAAAACGUGUACGAUAGAUAGAUAGAUAUAUGAUCUGCCUGCACACGUCUUCAUUGUAUCUCCCGGGGGAGCGCACGAAAGAGACAACCCCUUGACGAUUCAUCAAGAUGGAGACAGACGGCCAAGCCUCUGGCCAUGUUGCCGGACUCAGGGGACGAAGACGCUCCUCUGCCGGGCUGACAUCUUCGAACGGAGACCGCACGCAGGCUUCCAGGCGACUGUCCGCGACAUUGAGGCGCGCUGUACGCAACACUGAAAGCUUCCACCGCAAUCGUGGGAGCCGCGUCCGGAGCGUCAACGACGAUGUCGCGGUUCUCGCCGCACAUCGGGUGAGAACUCGAGCAAUGGCGAGACGGGAGGAAGAGGAGGAGCAAACAAGUCAGAUCCCAACCUCUCCCACCAAAACAUGGGAGCCGUCCAUCGUGAUAGGCACUCCGCUCUGGCUCUCCGGAGAAGACCCCACUACCAUCGAGAUAGCCGACAGGAAGGUCGCCCAGGCACGCUUGCGCGCUGAGCACUAUCCAGGCCAUCCGUACUUUGCCCAGCUGUACCAGGAGGCGGUUCGAGAGAGGGAGCAGCUUGAUGAAGCGGACGAGGCUAACUGGAGGCCAAGAUCCACGCUCCAAUCAACCCACGACAGAGCCGUCCAACAGCGGCUGGAAAACCUGCGUGCCAUUCUGCAGCAGAGCAAGUUCCCGCCCGAGCGUGCAAACAUCGAGGCCGCCAUCGCGGGCUACGAGUGCGGCGACAUCCCCUAUUCGGACUCGUACACGCUCAUCUGGGCCGGCCGCAUUGUCGACAGCUGCCCGGACUUUGACUCGUUCACCGACGACCGCAGCGCGCGGCUGGACCGCUACCACGCCGAGCACGGUCCCGGCUGGCUCUGGUACGAGCCCCCCCUGGCCGGCGGUCGCACCUUCCUCCGCGCGCAUGGCGCCACCAUCCUGGCCAAGAAGGGCUUCUGCCUGGAGAACCACGACCGCUGGCGCCGCAGCACCGAAGGAAUGGGCCACUACCGCAUGCGCAUGGGCUUCCGCCGCCGCAAGCUGCACGUAACCCGCGGGGAAGAGGAAAGCACCACCAGCCCCCUAUCCCCCUCGCGUACCGGUAGUAGUAGCAAUAGUAGUAGUAGACGCAAUCGCCCUCACCAUCGCCGCUCCUCCGUCCCGGGUCUCGACAACCACCUACAUAACGACGAGAUCAACAAUGCCAACACCAAGACCAAUACCAAGACCAACACUAAGAAACUCCCGCGGUGGCCCCCAACCGUCCCGGACCGGGACGGCCCGCGCGUGUUUUACGACACACUCCUCGACAGCGGCGCCACUCUGCCGUGCCUCUACGAGUCCGACCUGUCGGCGCUGCACAUUGACCCGGACCGGUACGCGGCCCAGUCCAGCCGGAGCGUGGCCACCGCCGACGCGCUGUCGAGCUACAAGGUGUUUGAGCUCGACGUGGGCAUUUCGUUUGCCGACCCGUCGAAACCGCCCGAUGACAACAAUAACAACAAGGAUGGCGAGAAAAAAAAGGGGGGAGAAGACGGCUCGAAUGAGGGAGAAAAAGAAGUAGUAGAAAAAGAUGAUGAAGACGAAGACGAUGAAGAGCCAAUGCCAACGCUAGGCUGCACCCUCCCCGUCGUGAUCUUCCCGGGACGCGCGCCCAACGAGGAAAACGGCGCGGCCGCCCACCCGGAGAGCGCCCCCGACCGACUGAGCGGCAUCCUGCCCUUUCUCGCGUGCUACCUGUCGAGCGCGCCGGGCAACUUCAAGCUGUGGCUGGGCGAGGACAGGCGGGACGUGCUCGGCGCGGGCCGGCUGCCGGGCCAGAUGCGCUUCGGCGUGUAUGAGGACCACCAUCUUGCGUCUUCUUCUUCUUCCAUGCAGGGCACUAAGACGAAGAAGAACAAGAACAACAACAAAAAGAAGAAGAAGAAGAAGAAGAAGAAGAAGAAGGGGGAACUGGUGCUCGGCGGGGAGGAUGUUGAUGAUGAUGAUGAUGAUGAUGAACUGCUGCUACACACGCCGAGACGGGUCAUCUUCGAGCACGACAUGGCCGACGGCAGCGGGCGGGUGCUGCGCGAGGAGGAUGUUGGUGGCGGCAGUGUCCUCAUGAGGGGGCCGAAGGGGGGAGUUAUUGACUUGGAUGCAGCUGCCGACUGGGGGUUGGAUCCCGCUGACAAGAAGGAGGCGGUCGGCGGCGGCCUCGAGGUCGUUCGUGUCCAGCGGGGAAGAGGAGGAAGAAGACAGCUACGGCGGAGAGUGAGAUAGGGGGAAGAAGAAGCCUCCUGUUGUUGUGGUGGUGGUGGUGGUGGUGGUGGUGAGAUAGAGAGGAUCAAGAGCGAGCCGACUAGGG